GCACGCGCAAGUGACACGCAUACUAGCCGCUUUCGGCUGGACGUACGAGGAUUACACGCGGGGAUACAUACUGCAGGAGUCGCGGUAGGAACGCGCGGGGAUUCGACGGAGUGCUUCUCGCGACGGAGGACCUUUUCUUGACGAUCGACGGACGGGACCGAGUGACAGAGUGAUGUGUACGGAACAGUGUUCUCGAUAAACGAUCACUUCCCGGAAUUCGUGCUCGGAUGAAUAAGGCAAGUGACAGCGCAGUGGAUUUCGGAGUAACCGAUCGGUUCGCACGAACCGGUGGCUAGUACGGAGCAUCGUGACGAAGUGACAUCGCUAGAUUAAUAUAGUGAAAUUAGAGACUUCAGCAGACGGACUGACAGUUGCACGGAACUGACUAAAAUUUUGACCUUAAACUGAAUUCGAAUAACGACAUAAAAAAUUGUGACAGAUUUUUACAUUAUAUACCUCGAGUUUCAAUUCUAUGUUGUUGAUCCCAUUGAUUGUCAAAUGACGAAUCGCCAAGUAAUAAGUCUUUCAUGAAACGAACUGUAUUCCGUACUGCGAAUUGAACGAGGAAAUACAAUCUCUGUGAAUCGAACGAGGAAACAGGAAGAGAGGACUCUGAGAAACCCGUUUCACGGUGUUUGAAAGUGCGUCGUGAAGAAGUGUAGUGAUCACAAUGGGAAUUUCGUGGACACAGUGCUCAGUGAAGAACGCUGUAACGAAUGACUUGUGCCGAAAUUCGUGGAUCCCGGAAAUUCGUGAUGUUCGAUGACGGGACUCGGAGACUGUCGUGUGCUCCAGAAAUUGAUUCGCAGAACGGCCCGGUGCUGGACCGAUGGAGCAUCUGCUCUCCUGAGGAGGAGCCGCUGGUACUGCAGCAGUUCCUCAGGUUCGCCGAGACGCGUCCGUUCGUGCAGCAGUUGCUGCUGGCCGCCGGGACGCCGGGUACGGAUGCUAUGUCACCAAGCAGACGACCUUCGCCGCCGACGAUGCCACUAGCACACUUACCGCCACCGUUACACCUCCUUCACUGCGGCCUUCCGCCACCAGGCUCGAGGCUGCCGCCACCUCUGCCACCACCGCCACCGCCACACUCGGUCUCGCACCCCUCGAUGUCUCCUACGGCACAGAAACACUACUCGACCGCGUCUAGCGGGAAUUCAGGGGUGACGAGUAGCGGCAACUCGCCGCCCAGAAGCCUGGAUUCACACUUGACGGUGUCGCCGUUGAACAGAUUACAGAGCAUGCAGCCGUUCGACUUUCGAAAAUUGGGAACGCUCGGAUUGCCCGCGUUCCCGCCGAUACCACCUCCGACACCGACCGAACAGCUCUUACAAAACAGAAAAGCGAUGAGAAACCCGCAGAGCCCGCACAGCCCACCUCACCAUUCGAGCAGUAACCAACUUUCAAGGCCUCACAUUCCUCCCGUGGCGCCGGUGUCUUCCUCGUCGCUCAACUUCGGACACCCGCUAUCGGUGGCGGUUUCCUCCGGAGCUCUGCCGCCGAGUUUUCCCACGCAUUUCCCGCCGCCGCCGUUGGGUAAAUCCACAGGAUCAGUAACCGGCAUGACAGCGCCAUCGGACGUUCAUAGCGGUGGUGAGAAGAGCAGCGAGUUCGGUUCGGAGGAGGAUGAGGAGGACGAGGAGAACUUAGACAGUGCUUUGAACCUCAGCAGGCGCGACUCCGUAUCGAAACAUAUUAGUGAGCAGCGACAUCAUCACCCGUUACCUCUCCAAGCUGCCCCCUUAGGCAGGCCGCCAGGAAUUCCAGGAAGGAAGCCGCACUCACCUGGGAAACGGCCUGGCAGCCAGUGGGGCUCGUCCGGCAAUAUUCCUCCAAAUCUCGGUACACCUUUCAUCAAUCCGACUACCGGAAAGAAGAGGGUGCAGUGCAACGUCUGCUUAAAAACGUUCUGCGACAAGGGCGCGUUGAAAAUACACUUCAGCGCGGUGCAUCUGCGCGAGAUGCAUCAGUGCACCGUCAAGGGUUGCAUCAUGAUGUUCAGUUCGAGACGGUCGCGUAACCGACACAGUGCUAAUCCUAAUCCCAAGUUACAUUCUCCGCACCUGCGUAGAAAGAUCUCGCCGCACGAUGGCCGAUCGUCCAUGGCACACGCGCUAGUUCUACCACCCCAGGUUGGUCUACCCGUUCCUGCCAGCGGCCUAAAUCACCUUCCCUUCGGCUCGUUCCCGAUGCUGACCCCGCCUCCCGACCUACGAUCGCCGGCUUCCCUCUGCGGCCUGGACUUCAAACAUCUGGAUCUUCAGGGCCAAGGUAGAUCGUGCUACGACGAAGCCCUUCAGCAAAGAAUGAACGCGAACGCGAGCAUUUCGACGACUACGGCGUUAACUACCGCGAGUAUGCCGAUGAAAACCGACGCGCCCAACAGAGACACCAUAGCUAGGGGAUCGUACUCCGUGAAUUCCGUAGUAGACACAGUAUCACCAUCUACUCAAGCUUCCACUGCCGCCGUUGAGGGAGAGGAUGAGGACGACGACGAGAAAGCAGGUAUCGUGGUCGUGGCAGAGGACGAUAGCAAUCCACCCACAAGAUUGCCUCUGCGUUCUGGAGAGGAGGACGACGAACAGCCAGCCGAUUUCAGCUUGGCCAAGAGACCGAAAUUGUACUUCGGGGAUCCGGCGGACGAAGACCUUGUUAGCAACGCGGACAGUAUGGAGGACAAUGACUCGAUGAGUACGGUUGAUCAACAAAGCUACUCGUUGAAUCAGCACUCGAUGAACACGACGUCGAUGCACAGCAGGGGCGUCCGGAAGCGAAAGUCUCAGCAUCCCACUCGGUGCGCGGUUCUCCCCGAAAUACACUCCUCGUCCACUGACGGAGACUCGUCUAACGACGAGGAGAGAGUGCAAAGACGUUUGUCCGACAGCGCGGGGCUCGCGUCGAUGCAUGAUUUCCAGAGUCAGCCCGAGGACAUGUCCAUGUCCAGACUAGAGGCAGAGGAGCGGAAAACCUCGCCGAACUCAUCGAAGAACCUCAGCUUCAACGACCAAGAGUCGAACGCUUCUCGCUCCCCGGAAGCUUGCAAUAGAGACACUGCAGCGCUAGUGAAUUCCGGUAGACGCGACACGACUUCGUCGCAAGAGAACGCGGAUGACCUACCUCAAGACGAGCCGCGAGAUCUGAGCUCGAGAGCGAGUAGCGUGAAAUCUCCGAGGAGACAGAUCACUCCGGAACCAAAGACGUCCCACGAUGCGUCGGAAUCUCGUCCCACGGAACAUAGUGCUGUUUCCAUGGAGCCUGUUCUCAAAAAGGAUCCCAGCUUCUCGGAUUCGGGCGAUCGUGAUCGACGGAACAGUGAGAGUGAGGAAACGACGAAAGACGAGAUGAACGCGGGCAUCGCGACAAAAGUCGAGUCGGAGGAGAAGCUAAAAGAGGAAGAGAACCAGCAGGAGAUGGAGGAGGAGGAGGAGGAGGAGGACGAUGAGGAAGAGGAAGAGCCACUGGUGAAGGUCGAGGAUGAUGAUGAGGAGGAGGAGGAGAUGAAUGCGGCGGCGCUGCGCAAUGAGGAAGGUGAGCGUCCCGAUGAUCCCCCCCGUGCCCCGAGCUCGGUCGACAGCCGUCCGACGACAGCCGACGACCUCUCCCACGACUCCUCGACCAACACUUUGCGUCAACUCGAGUCCUUGUCGCAGGGUCGCGCGAUGCAGCGGUACACCGAGACGCGGGGGCCGGGUUGGAGGUCUGGCCGCGGCUCUACCAGCCCCGUCAGCCUCACGACGCACCAGGAGAUCACCAUGGACAACUCCUCACGUGGCUCUCGUUCAUCCAGUGCCUCACCCUCAACAGCGGCCAUGGAUACGGACAAUAGCCUGAUCACCUACGCCCGCUACGAGAACGGCGGCUUCGUCAGCACCCAGGAGGUGCCUCUGGAUCGAGAGAAUCCCCGACGCUGCACUGCCUGCGGCAAGGUGUUUCAGAACCACUUCGGCGUCAAGACUCACUAUCAAAACGUCCAUCUGAAGUUGAUGCAUCGAUGCAGCGUCGACGGGUGCAACGCGGCGUUCCCAUCGAAGAGAUCUCGCGACAGGCACUCGGCUAAUCUGAACCUUCACCGAAAACUUCUGUCCACCUCGUCGAGUCCACCAUUAUCAUCCAGUUUGCCGCCUAGCUUGUCGCCCAGAGUAGAGGACUCUCAGAUGAAUCCGUUGUUGCACAACGAGUUCCUGGCGAGAUUAUACGCGGACGCGGGCAUGGGCACUCUUGGUGGUUACCCGUUGACUCCUGGGCUGCCUUCUGCCGUCGAUCUGGCAGCAAGGAUACCACCACCGCAUCCUCUUUUACUGCCUCCUCAUUUGGGCACCGCCAGCUUCUCCGGUCUGUCCUCGUUCGCCUCUCAUCUGGCCGGUCUGAAUGGGUUGACCCAUCAGCACCUGAACAAUUUGACAAGGAUGUCUCAGGAGCCGGGGAACAACAGACAUCCUCCCGGAUCGGGCUCGCCGAUGUCAUCACCGGGUUCCGAGGAUAGAAAGGAAGAAGCCAGAUGCACCGUUCCCGGUUGCGACCGAGUAUUCGGCUCGAGGGCGGUCAGGGACGCUCAUUCGAAGGACCCGCAGGCCCACCGCGACUUACCGGUGUUGUCGAGCAGCGGCUCGUGACCGAUCUCUUUUCACGACCGUGACUUUACUGUGAUGCCAAAACUUCGAUCACCCAUGAUCUCGACUGGAAGUGGUCAGCGAAACGCUCGACACGGCUGAAGAAUCCUAAGCUAACGUGCAAUAUCGGGGGACGAGACGCUUCCGGAAACCGGAAAUUUCUUCCAUCAAAGUGCGGUCUGCGAAGUUGGUUUCGGUGCAGUUCAAUGCUGGUUGCUGAACUCGAAAAGUACUUAAUGGAGCCGGGGUGAUUCGAAUCGACCACGUUCUUGCCGGCUAAAGUGACAUUGAUACUGACGAUGAGACGCGUUCCGAUCCCGGUUCGCGCAGUUUUGUUCUUGUGAAAACGUAUGGUGCUCCUAUCUAGUCAAUUCGGAAGCCCUCGGCCACGCCGCUGGAAUCGAAAUUUCGUCCAACUCGUCCAUUCGCAAGGGUAAAAUGCGUUGCUGGAGAUAACGUGUCACUUGGAUAUUAAACAUAUCAUUUAUACUUCGACAUCAUUAUCGAUGAUAGAAAAAUACUUAUUGUUUUAAUUCAUCAACGUUUUAUGAACGUAUUCUUAAACAUAAAUCUUUCCAUCUACUGUUUGAAACGUAAUCAUCAGUGUGCAUGAACAUAAUUAAAUUUGUAUUGGAUUUAGCUUUAUAUUAACAGAACUCGUGGAGUGAUGGGACAAGUGUUUCCAGUGACGGAUUUGAGUAUAUUUCUGAUAGGUUCUCGUUCCAGUCUGCGUGUCACGGAGCACCGAGAAGAAAAGGGAAAAAGCUGGUCGAUCGAGGUAGAAUUCGCCGCCAUCCUGGCGAACCGGGUUAAUUCUGCUGCUCGUUUCUUUUCUCCGAUAAUUAAAGGGGCGGUAGACGAGGGUUAGAGAGAGAGAGAGAGAGAGAGAGAGGAAGUUCAGGGCGGACAGGAGAAGUAGAGCGACGACCGGCAUGAUCGAACGCGGUCUCGUUUCGGUCUAUCCGGCUGAUUUUAUCAUCGUUGUGAUAAACGUAACGUUUAGUAUAAAUAUGCCACUUAUUUAAUCAGUAAUCAAUUACUACCGCUGUAUAUAUAUAUGAUAAAAAACAUAGUACCUUUUUUCGAUGUAUCGCGUAAUUAAUCAAUUAAGCUCUAAUCGAUUAAGCUCGUGCGCGAACGAGUGGCGACAGGCGAGAAUCUUGCUGACCGAGUGGAUAUUAUGACGGUAAUUUUAUAACGAGGAACCGAUCCGGGCCGGGAAAUCGAAACGAUGACUGAGAACGACACGCGAAGCAGUUAAAGCGAAAUAGAGUUGGGUUCGAGAUGAAUCCUAACGAAUAGGGAUACGCCAUAAUUGAAAAUAAUUAACUUCCACUAAACUAUCUUAGCUAUUGGAAAUGUGAAGUGAAAGAUCUUUGAUGCUUGUUGGCAAAUACGACUCAGUUCUCUUUCAUUGAUUCGCAUUAAGGAAUCAACGUACUCCGACUUUCACAGAAACGCACAACUUUUUAUUCCAAUAAAAUUGUAACGAAUAGGUCUCUGGCGUACUCUAAAUCAUCGAUUGCAAAUGCGUUAAAAUAGGAGGUUUGCUCGAACGGAGAGGUCAGAAGCGACCAUCGAAUCAAAGCUGACGGACGUCGUCUCGCGCUAGAUAAAAUGAGAAUAGAUAGAUUUUAUUUAUUGUUUCCUAGGGAUCCUAAACGAGAAAGCACGGUGUACCGAGCGGCCAGUAGCGGGCACUGCCGCGAAGACUUUGUUCUCGAAAUCGUCGCGUCGCGUCGUACGAUCGUCGCCGAUCGUCGAUCGAUCGUGGAACGACGCGAGACGAGCUCAUUAAAAAAACGAAGGCGUUCGAACGACGACCAACCUGACCGUUUGUUUCUUUUCUUCUUCGGUUGUACAUACAUUGUAUACCUUGUUUUCGUAGUCGGUGUGCGCGUGGAUCGACGCACGUAUGUGACCCGCGCGGUGUAUGCGUGGAUCGACGACGUGGAUCGAAAUGUUUUCAGCGGGCCGGAAACAACAAGUUCUCUUUUGUACGGGCAUUCAUGCCCUCGACGAUUUUUCGUGUUUCUCGGCGAACAAUCGACAGCGUAGAAAAGUAAGACUAAAGAAACGGAGAAAAUGGCAGCGACGAACGCGACGCACGACACAUCUCGCUAAUUAAUUUACGCAUCGUAAGUGGCCGAACCAGAAUUUACAAUUGUAAUUAUGUAUAAACGAAAUGCUAUGAUGUAUGAUAUUAUAGAUCGAUUAUAAAGAACACUCAUCAUUAUGAAAAUAAAUACCUACCGAAAUCAAUCGUGA
Molecule: messenger RNA, 6875 nt
Organism: Ceratina calcarata
Lineage: Eukaryota; Metazoa; Arthropoda; Insecta; Hymenoptera; Apidae
Product: zinc finger protein basonuclin-2
Exons: 3
Coding region: 717-4610 (1297 amino acids)
Biological process (GO): regulation of DNA-templated transcription
Cellular component (GO): nucleus
Source: RefSeq, a predicted model, not a curated record